AUGCGCAUCUUCCUUCUUGCAGGUUUAAUAGGAUUAGCGCUAGGAUCAGGCAGCCUGUUAGAUUCUCUGCGUUAUAACCCUAACUUCAAAGACCAGAUAUUCUUAUGGAGAAGUUUACGUCCGAAGCCAAAAUGGAAUACCACCACAACCAUAAAGCUAACGACAAGAGAACAGCCAACAACAUCAGUAGACGCAACUAUACAAUUUACUACUGUAAAGUCUGAAGAGCGCACAACAUUGGAGCCUGAAGAAGGUACAACCAUAGAGCAUAAGGAAUCUACGACCAUGGAGCCUGAAGAGCCACUAACCAGGGAACCUGAAGAGCCAAUAACCAAAGAACCUGAACAACCAGCAACCAAAGAAGCUGAAGAGAACACUACCAUGGAGCCUGAAGAGAUCACAACCGUGCAGCCUGAAGAGCCCACAACCAUGGAACCUGAAGAAUAUACAACCAUGGAAUCUGAACAGCGCACAACUACGGAGCCUGAAGAGGUCACAACAGUGGAACCUGAACAGCGCACAACUAUGGAGCUUAAAGAGUUCACAACAGUGCAACCUGAAAAGCGCACAACCAUAAAGCCUGAAGAAACAUCAACCAUGGAACCUGGAGAACCCACAACCAUGGAACCUGAACAACACACAACUAUGGAGCCUGAUGAGUUCACAACCGUGGAACCUAAACAGCGCAAAACUAUGGAGCCUGAAGAGUUCACAACCGUGGAACCUGAACACCGCACAACAAUGGAGCCUAAAGAGUCCACAACCGUGCGGCCUGAGGAGCCCACAACCAUGGAACCUGAAGAGCCC
Molecule: messenger RNA, 807 nt
Organism: Strongylus vulgaris
Lineage: Eukaryota; Metazoa; Nematoda; Chromadorea; Rhabditida; Strongylidae
Source: the annotation of a GenBank genome assembly